AUUCACCGAGGAGGAGAAGGAGCAGUCGAAAUAGUGUGUCUUCGGUACAGAUUCCCGUGGUACUUGAACCUCUGGCCAAGCGCAUGAGGACGAGAUCGACGAAUCGCAAAAACAGUCAAACAAAUGAGGAGUGCAUUAGCCUCUCAGCUGACAACACGGAACGGAGAGCCAGCAGAAAUUCUCAAACCUCUAGACGAAGACACAGAUAAAGAUGGCUUCGAACUGCAGCUCAAAAUAUGUUUUAAGUUUUCGCUGUGUAAAGGACGAUGAAUGUCAUUUUAAAGAUUUUUUUUUUUUACAAGAUGCAGUGAUUUCCACAUGUUUGCAUUGUAUAACUUCUUCAAUUGUUUUAAUAAUUUGCAAAUUUCUUUUUAUUUAACAUAUUAAGAGAAUGUACGAAGACGGUUUGAGUGAUUUGUUUUAUUAUAUGAUUCUGCGUUUUCUUUUAUGAAUUUGCUUUGUGCAGAUUUUUUUUAUUAAUGAAUAUCUUUUCAAAAUGAAUUGUAAUGUUUAGACCUAGGCUUAAUUUCUACCGCAAUCGUGAAUUCAGUUAAUUGAAAUAUAUUCCUUGACACGAAAAAAUAUGUAACUAGGAUUAUUUUUUAUAUCUUGAAAAAAUAAUGAUCACGAGUAGAAGCCAGUUU
This is a messenger RNA of Penaeus vannamei (Pacific white shrimp), 644 nucleotides long. NCBI's taxonomy places the organism in Eukaryota, Metazoa, Arthropoda, Malacostraca, Decapoda, Penaeidae. The record is from RefSeq and is a predicted model, not a curated record.